UGGCUGGAAGCGCCUCGGACGGGUCCGACCGCAGGGGGAGCGCAAGGCGCCCCGAAGCGAAGAGCCGCGCGGCAGGCCGGGAGGAGCAGAUCUGGCGCGGCUCGGAUUAAAAAGUGAAAUCCGGGGACUCUGGCACUGGCAGCAGCCGGUUCGCGAACCUUUUGCGCUCGCGGUUGAGUUGGAUGAAUGAAGAAGGAGAGAAUCAUGUACGCGAUGAGUCCGCGCUCCAUUUACAUAUCUUUUCACUUCUUUGUGCUCUGGUGUAAUGCCCAGGGGGAGAAUCACCCGUCUCCUAAUUUUAACCAGUAUGUGAGGGAGCAGGGCGCCGUGACCGACCAGCUCAGCCGGCGCCAGGUCCGAGUCUACCAGCUCUACAGCCGCACGAGCGGGAAACACGUCCAGAUCCACGGCAGGAAGGUCACCGCCACCGCCGAGGACGGAAACACCUUCGCCAGACUUUUCGUGGAGACGGACACCUUCGGCAGUCGCGUGCGCAUCAAGGGGGCCGAGAGCGGCCGGUACCUGUGCAUGAACCGCCGAGGGAAGCUCGUGGGAAAGCCAAACGGGAGGAGCAGAGACUGCAUUUUCACUGAGAUCGUCCUGGAGAACAACUACACCGCCUUCCAGAACGCCAAGUACGAAGGCUGGUAUAUGGCGUUCACCAGGAAGGGAAGGCCCAUCAAGGCCUCCAGAACCAGGGAGAACCAGAGGGAGGUCCACUUCAUCAAAAGACUGCACAAGGGCCCGCCACCCUUCCCCAACGUGGAUCGACCCAAACGCUUCGAGUUCAUCAGCUUACCAUCCAACCGCCGAGCCAAACGCAACAGGAAAUCGAGGACUUCUCCGUAACGCGCAAAGAGCUGUGCGCAGGACUGAAUGAACUCACUCUGAAAAAUAAUAAUAAUAGAAAGAAGCUAUUUUAUUUUUGUAUUU
This is a messenger RNA of Scleropages formosus (Asian bonytongue), 933 nucleotides long. It is a transcript of the gene fgf17, whose product is annotated as fibroblast growth factor 17. The record is from RefSeq and is a predicted model, not a curated record. Gene Ontology annotation, molecular function: growth factor activity. Lineage: Eukaryota; Metazoa; Chordata; Actinopteri; Osteoglossiformes; Osteoglossidae. The transcript is spliced from 5 exons. Bases 187 to 849 code for a protein of 220 amino acids.